Molecule: messenger RNA, 2078 nt
Organism: Phragmites australis (common reed)
Lineage: Eukaryota; Viridiplantae; Streptophyta; Magnoliopsida; Poales; Poaceae
Exons: 2
Coding region: 171-1817 (548 amino acids)
Source: RefSeq, a predicted model, not a curated record
UGAUAGACAAGUGUCGCCGAAGGAUCCCAUAUAUUGUCAGGAGGAGAGUUGAGACGAGCUGCAUCCUCCGGUUCUCCUUCUCAAGUUCUGUGGCUCUGAGCAGCGAAGGAUACGUCUUCGAGGUAUUCUUCGAGCUUGCCUGCUUCUCCGAUCGACCUCGCUGGCCGCCGAUGCGAAGAAGCAAAUCGUGCUUGUGUUGUGUGCCCAUGGGAACGGCGGCGCUGCCCAUUGAGACGCCCUUCGCUCUUCCGGCUGCGCUGCCGUCGUGGCCCGCGUCAGUUUCAGAUGGAGGAUUUGCAAAGGGCAGCAUAGACCUUGGAGGCCUAGAGGUGCGCCAGGUCACCACAUUCGCCAAGGUCUGGUCCACCGCGCAAGGCGGUCAAGACGGCGUCGGCGCCACCUUCUUCAAGCCGUCGCCGGUCCCUGCCGGCUUCUCCAUGCUCGGGCACUACGCACAACCCAACAACCGGCCGCUCUUCGGCCACGUCCUCGUCGGUCGGGACACUUCCGGCACGGGAGCACUCCUUGCCGCGCCCGUGGACUAUACCCUCGUCUGGUCCAGCCCGGACGGCACCGGCUUCUUUUGGCUCCCCACGGCGCCCGAAGGUUACAAGGCGGUUGGCGCGGUGGUCGCGACCACGUCGGACAAGCCUUCGCUCGACGAGGUCCGGUGCGUCCGCGCUGACUUCACGGACGCGUGCGAGUCCGAGGAGUCGGUGUGGAGCAGCGACAAGGAUGGCUUCAGCGCUGCCACCCUGAGGCCGGCGGUCCGUGGCAUCGACGCCCGCGGCGUGCACACCGGCACAUUCAUCGCUCAGAGCAGCGCGAUGCCGGCGAGCGCCUCAACGUUGGCGUGUCUGAAGAAUAACAGCCCGAGUUACACGUCCGGCAUGCCUGACCUGCCCCAGGUGAACGCCAUCCUCGCGGCCUACGCGCCGCAGGUGUACCUGCACCCGGACGAGCCCUACUUCCCUUCGUCGGUGACGUGGUUCUUCGAGAACGGCUCCCUGCUGUACCAGAAGGGCAACCAGAGCCCGACGUCUGUGGCCGCCGACGGGUCGAACCUCCCGCAAGGUGGCGGCAACGACGGCGGGUACUGGCUCGACCUGCCGGUGGACAAGAACCAGAAGGAGAAGGUCAAGAAGGGCGACCUCGCCAGCGCGAAGGCAUACGUGCAGGCGAAGCCGAUGCUCUGUGGGACGGCGACCGACCUCGUGGUCUGGUUUUUCUACCCGUUCAACGGGCCGGCACGGGCCAAGGUUGGCCUCCUCACGAUCCCGCUCGGCAAGAUUGGCGAGCACGUCGGCGACUGGGAGCAUCUUACGCUGCGCGUGAGCAACUUCUCCGGCGAGCUCCUCCGGAUGUACUUCUCGCAGCACAGCGCGGGCACCUGGGUGGACGCGUCGCAGCUCGAGUACCUCGACAACAGGCCGGUGGCGUACGCGUCACUGCACGGGCACGCGUUCUACCCGAGGGCGGGGCUGGUGCUGCAGGGGGACUCGAGGCUCGGGGUCGGGAUCCGGAACGACUGCGCCAGGGGGAGCAGGCUGGACACCAGCGGCGCCGGGCGGUGCGAGGUGGUGUCGGCGGAGUACCUCGGCGCGGCCGUGGCCGAGCCGGCGUGGCUCGGGUUCGAGCGCGAGUGGGGGCCGAGGGAGGAGUACGACAUCGGGCGCGAGAUCAACCGCGCCGCGCGGAUCCUGCCGCGCGCGGUGCGGGAGCGGCUGAGCCAGCUGGUGAACAAGCUGUUCGUCGGGGAAGGGCCGACGGGGCCCAAGAUGCAUGGCAACUGGAGAAACGACGAGAAGGAGUCAUGAGCCCUUGGCGAGCGACGACCCUUGCAUGGCACCGUUCCUAACGUCACCUACUCGCUGACCGUACGAUUCAUGAGGUAUAUACCGAUCAGACGGUUAGGGAUCGAUGGGGCACUCGUGUAAGGGUUUGCUGGGGAUUAGUAAAGGCUGUUUCAUACGCACGUAGCGUGGAUAUUGUUGUUUGUAAAUGUUCAUAUAUUGUGUUAGAUCUCAAAUCAUAUGUACGUGUGACUUAUCUUGUUUGUCUAUUUUUCUUACCUGAUA